Bombus terrestris (buff-tailed bumblebee) is the source of this 3973-nucleotide messenger RNA. RefSeq names its product homeobox protein otx5-B (gene otd2). NCBI's taxonomy places the organism in Eukaryota, Metazoa, Arthropoda, Insecta, Hymenoptera, Apidae. Gene Ontology annotation, biological process: regulation of transcription by RNA polymerase II. The transcript is spliced from 7 exons. Bases 1438 to 2460 code for a protein of 340 amino acids. Gene Ontology annotation, molecular function: RNA polymerase II cis-regulatory region sequence-specific DNA binding; DNA-binding transcription factor activity, RNA polymerase II-specific. The record is from RefSeq and is a predicted model, not a curated record. Gene Ontology annotation, cellular component: nucleus.
AAAAAUACCAUCGAAGAAUCUACUCAGCGUUCCACAAAACGAUACAAUUUACAAAUAGGUAGAUUCAUCUUUUUAUUUUUAUAUAAAAUAACAUGCCGAUAAAAAAAAAGAACAUUCCAUCGGUAGCGUUGUUGCACGCAAGCGUCGGUACACGUUUUAUUAAUUACAGCCGGUAUCGGUUAGCGGGUAUUUUCUCGCUGUUGUCGGUUCGCAGUUAAAUAACCACACGACGUUGUCAUAAAAAAUUUAAUCCGCUCGUAUUUUUUCUCGCGUCACUGUUCCAUUAAACGAUUCGCAAAUCGCGUGAAAAAGUAACUUCUUCUCGCUAGAAAUGUACCGAGUUUGUCUCGUUGCAUGAACGAUAGCAACGCGAUACGUACGACGAGUCCGGCGAUUUCGUUGUCGAUCGAAUCGAGCGAAACUGAAACACCGUGUCGUAACGAAACGCGUACGUUUCGCGGACGCCUGUAACGACACCGAUAGAACUUUCGAAGGAAAUCACGCGCGAAUCGUGACGACGCGACGGAACGUCCGUUCGCGGAAACGAUUCCACGGGACAAUUCGGUUCCCGAAACGUUCGACCGUGGCAGAGUGUCGAGAGAGUUGGCCAGCAGGAUUUCCACGGAAAUAAUCUGCUUACGGUAAUCUUCUUGGCUUGCCUCCCUCCCGGUUAAGGUCCGCCUUCCACGAGGAGGACCUUCGUUUCCUCGUCGUGCAUACGCGGUGAAACAUCCUUCCCGUGAGCGGAGAACGCUUCGAAUUCUAGUCGGCAUCAGGUUUUCGCAAUGUAUCGAGGACGUUAUAUCGUUCCUUUUUACCGCUCCUAUGGAACAAACGGACGUAAAAAGUUUAAGAACGAAGUUAAGGCGUCUGUUGGAGAGAACGCAGCGAUAGUACGUGGUAAACGGUUGGAAAACGUUCGGGUAUCGAAGUACGAACGAACGAACGAACGAAAGAGAAUGAGAAUGAAAACGAGAACGAAGGUACUAAUCUCGAUCGUCGAGUGUUGCGACGAGUUCGAAAAAGAGAAUCGUGUCACGUGUGAUUGGUUUUAAGAUGACGCGAAGAACCUGGAAGCGAAGCUGCGGAGAAGACGCAGCCACCGCGUGAACGGCAAGGAACAGGAACCUUUUCGAAAUUGGUUCGGGAUCGGUAAGUUUGGUCGGUCGUAGAAAGAAGAUAGGAAGAAUGAAAGCAAAAGAAGAAAGGAAACGGAAGAACGGGAAGAAAAAAGGAAGAGCUGAUCCCCGAGGAGAAGAGGGUAGCGCAACCCUAUUGGAAUGUUUUUUCUUGCAACCGAGAAUAAAACCUAACUAUCCAAGUGAGAGAACAGCUUCGAAAAUAGAAACAGCAGCUAAUUGCGAGGAGCGGAGGAGGUUUGCGUAGACUCGGCCGCGAGGCGGGCGGGUGGUCGUGGUGGGGGCCGAGGGGGUGGUGAUGUGGCCGAACAGCCUCGGCGGUACAUCCGGCUGCAGCGGGGGCGCCGGCGCCACCGAUCUCGGGGGCCUCGCCGCCUCCACCACCUCGGCCUCCGAUCUAUUCGGGCCCGCCGCUUUCGGGGCAUCCGCGGCCGGGCCCUACGGCGCCCUCAAGACCAACCCUUACGUCAGCGCUCUAGGUAUGCCGCCUAUCGAGGCACUUCACUCCACCAUUGGCUACCCUGGUUGUACUCCCGCCGGUGAGUCCUACUACUGUAACCCAAGAAAGCAACGCAGGGAGCGAACGACGUUUACCCGGGCGCAGUUGGACGUUCUCGAGGGACUGUUCUCAAAGACCAAAUACCCGGAUAUUUUUAUGCGGGAGGAAGUAGCGAUGAAGAUCAAUCUACCAGAGUCGAGAGUGCAGGUGUGGUUCAAAAAUCGCAGGGCCAAGUGUAGGCAGCAGCAGAAGCAGCAGCAACAACAACAGGACAAAGCACCGAGGUCGAAAAAGCCCUCCGGGAAUCCAAGCAACAAUCCGCCCUCUGGAAAAAGUCCUUCGAUUGCUACCACGCCCACGCCUGCUGCGGCGGUGCCUGCCACAACACCUCUAAGCGGAGGUACAGGUGGUUCAGCGGCCAGCUCGCCGGCUCUUCUGAGGGAUUCUCCUCAGUACAAACCAGCAGGAAGCGCAACCAGUUUGCUCUUGGCUACCAGUACGACCCCACCGAGCUUAGGGGGAACGGUGUACAGCAGUGGAGGCAGUAGCAGUAGUAUCUGGAGCCCGGCUGUUACGGAGAGCGGUGGAGGAUUCCCCGGUGACCAUCAGAGGUUAGCGUGGACCACAACCACGUCUCAACAACAGUGCUACCAGAAUUACUCUUCUUAUUAUACUAAUAUGGAUUAUCUUUCUCCCGCCUCGCAUCAAUUAAACGUCGUGGAUGGUGGUGGAAGCAGUUUAGACAAUACAUGGAGUAAAACGAGGGACGAAAGUGCUUCGUCCUGGUUUUAUAACAGCGCCGGAUGGGGCGAUCGGAAGUGAAUCGCAGAGUCGCCGGUUGAUGGAAACAUCAAGGCUUCGGUACAUAUCAUCGACAAUAGCUAAACGGACUACUCUGACAGUCAAUGGCAAUCGUUGUUAUUGGUACGCGAAACACGGCCAAAGACAGACCCUUCGUGUUAGACAUAUCGUUGAAUCUCGGUACUUUACCGUAUGGCUCGUGAGUGCCAUAUCCGUUCUCUUGCGUUCCAAUGAAUCACGUAGUCGAAUUUAAAUCGGCGUGUUCGUUUCGAGAGUACGAGCUAAGUAACUGGUUGUAACGCGAACAAAGCGAAUGAGCGAGAGAGUAUUUGAAACGUUAACCGUUUAAAAUUAUCUAUCUCGACGUAACUUUCGAUUUAACCAGAUGCAACUUGGUACUUUGUAUAUUCGAUCUAUCGUUCCUCUACGUUAAAAUGUGCAAUUUGAUAACAAUUAUCACGAAUCCUUUCCUUUCUUUGUAUGUACGCUCGCUUGUUAUCACCCUAGUCAUCUCGAGAGUAGAGAUCGACGAGAGCAUUUCGGACGAGAAGGGCAAGAGGGAGUGGAGCGAUCGCGUUACAUCGUCAUUCCUCCCCGCUUAUAGUCAGUGUUACACACAUGUGAUACCGUUUGUACACGGGAAUUCAUCUACUGAACGUAUCUUGUUGCGCGAAAUCACGAAUUUUCUAAUUGUAUACUGUGCCAAAGGUAAUCAAUCGUUCGCGAGAGAAUCGAACCUUUCGGUGUCAGGGAGAAACUCUAAUGUAUAUAAUAUACAUAGGCUUGCGCCGUUUGGAAGAAUCAACGUAGUUAGGUAGAAUUUUGCAAAAAGCAACGGCAAAAUAAUGUCGGCCCUUCGUUAUCUUCGUUAAAGAUUUCUCGAGAAACAAAAGUUAUGUACGGAUAUGCGCGUGUACGAAUACCAUGACACGUACCGUGUACAUAAGUUAUAUAUAUAUAUAUAUAUAUAUACAAGGACAUGCUGAUCAUCUGUGUACAUAUGUACCAUUUUCUAAAAAGUAAUUACGAACCGAUAGGAUAUUUCGAGGAUGAUCGUCGUUAUCCAAAGUUCGCUAUUUUAAUUCUAGUAUUCGUAUAAAUCUAUGAUGGGGGUUUAAUUCGUUUUACUUUGAAUAUUACACUGUGUAAAUAAAAAAAAAAAAAAAAAAAAUUGCGCCCAUGCUCAACACAGAGUGCUAGGCGAAAUUUAUAUUUUCACUUUUUCGAUCCUUGUCACUAAGGUCGAUACAAGAAACGAGAUGUCACUUCUCACUUGCGCAAUCACUGGCACCUCGACUAACGCAGAGGUCGGUACGUUAUACGUAACAAAGGACUCGAGAGACAAAAAUCAAUAUGUAAAGUGACAAAAAAAGAAAAAAAAAAAGGAUAUAGUAAACGUAGGGAUGUAAGUAAUAUGGUCGUUUAGGUUGUUAUUAUAAAUAUUAUCGAUAACGAUACUACGAUUAUCGACAGAGACAACAACGACGUACGUGUAAUAAGAUGUAUGAAAUAAUAUAUCAAAUUUGAAUUGUAA